Molecule: messenger RNA, 2985 nt
Organism: Sardina pilchardus (European sardine)
Lineage: Eukaryota; Metazoa; Chordata; Actinopteri; Clupeiformes; Clupeidae
Gene: cbx4
Product: chromobox homolog 4 (Pc class homolog, Drosophila)
Exons: 5
Coding region: 215-1780 (521 amino acids)
Biological process (GO): negative regulation of transcription by RNA polymerase II; protein sumoylation
Cellular component (GO): PRC1 complex
Molecular function (GO): SUMO ligase activity; SUMO binding
Source: RefSeq, a predicted model, not a curated record
AGGAGUCCUAACAUGAGAGUGAGUGGAGUAGAGAGAAAAAGUGUGAAGAAGAGAACAGUUGGUGAGCAGCGGGAGAGGGCGGGCUUAAAGGAAAGAAACCUUACAGGAGACUCCGCAUAAACUGUACGCAAAAUAAACACAACACAAUACGGGAUUUAUUAUCGGACUUUCACCAUUUACAUCGCUGGCUGUCGACAAUCGCAUCCGAGCGGGAAUGGAUCUACCUGCCGUCGGCGAACACGUCUUCGCUGUGGAGGGAAUCGAGAAGAAGCGCAUACGGAGGGGAAGAAUCGAGUACCUGGUGAAAUGGAGAGGAUGGUCCCCAAAGUAUAACACGUGGGAACCAGAGGAAAACAUUCUUGAUCCGAGGCUUCUGGUGGCAUUUCAAAACAGGGAGAGACAGGAGCAGCUGUUAGGAUAUCGGAAACGAGGACCAAAGCCAAAACAUCUGUUAGUCCAGCUCCCUGCGUUUGCCAGACGAUCUAGCAUUCUCGCCAACUUCCAGGAUUCAUCCCAAGAUGAGGAAAACCAAAUCAAGCUGGACUCCCUUCCCAUGCACCGUUCCCAGCCUCAGCAGUAUCAGCUGAACAGCAAGAAGCACCACCAUUACCUGCCCAACAGUCAGGAGGUAUCACCAGAGCCACACGUACAUGGCAAAAAGAAAUACUUCUACCAGCUCAACAGCAAAAAACAUCAUCAUUACCAACCGGACCCUAAGAUGUAUGACGUGCAGUUUGCAAAGGUGAAAGACACAAAACCUCAGGGCCCUCCCAGUCAGAGCUGGAACCUACCCCCAUCCUUGCAGCAGAAGUGGGUCAGGGACAAAGACACUGGCUGCCUGAGCAAAGUGAAAGAUCUCAUCGUGGAACCAAAGAAACCGUCUGCCAACACGAGCCCACCAGAGCAACAGCCCAACACGAGCCCGAAAGAAGGCAGCCUUCCCACCGCCGUCAGCAGCAAGAUGAAGAUAAUCAAGAACAAGAACAAGAACGGCAGGAUCAUUAUUGUCAUGAGCAAGUACAUGGACAGCAACGUGUCGUCGACGGACUUGGCCAACGGAGACACUUUAAGGUCUCCUCGCCAGGGCGGAGAACCUGAGGACAGUGGCACGGACCACUCCCCAGAGCAGGCCAAGGUCGCGAGCCACCAGGACGACGGCGCGGCAGAGAAGGACUCUAGAGGUCGCUCUCUGGAUUGUAAAAAAGAAAGGUCCUUCAAAGAGCACAGAAUGCAAAAAGAGAGAAACACGGAUGAGGAGCACUGUAGAAUGGACACGUUGGAGGGUCAGUGUAAUGCCAAAGCCAAUCAACCCUUACAGCUUACUAAUAAAACAAGCCCUGUGUCGAGUGCCCCAGCUGAGGUAAGCAGAUGUCAUUCAGUCCCAAAUGAACGGAAGCGGACCUUGUUGGAGCCUGUAGAGUAUGGGUCGGACAGUAAAAGGCUUCUGUGCACAAGGAGCACAAGUGCCCCCAGUACAGUAUCUUCCCCAUACCAGAGCGAACCCAUGAACCUACACCUUGGUGACCAGUGUACUGGGAGUGGUUACAGUGCGUUUGCAGACGCCAACCCUGACGAACCCAUUGAUCUGAGCUUCUGGAAGUCUCCGAAACAGGCAGAGCCCACUGCGGGGGCUCCUACCUCUGACCAACAGUCAGCGGAGACUUCAAAGAGGCCAGAGGAACCCGAGAGCCAUUUCAAACAGUUUCAGGGCAACAUUGUCAUCACUGAUAUCACAACAAACUGCCUUACGGUGACCUUUAAGGAAUAUGUCUCCAUCUGAUCUGAGAGCCAUAGAGAGAAGGCACCACUGGGAACUUGUAGAUAUGUAAAUGACAUGUAAAAAAAAGAUAUUCAUAUGUAUGUACAAUCUAUAAUGUAUAAACAUUAUGUUGCUGCUAGCUGCAGAACCAGAGGAGUGUCCUCAUUUUGAGUGUUUUAUAAGUUUGUAUAUGAAUGUUAGAACAUGUACUUAAAGCUGCAUUGCUAAAGAUUGUUUGGGAUUCAAAGCACCUAAUUAUGACAAUUAUGGUUGAAGCCAGAGAGCUACAUGGUAUUUUAAGGCUCGCUGAAAAAAGCACUUAUGUACUCAAGCUUACAAAGAACGUGGUAAUUAACAGUGCCCGUUGAAGAAAUAUGUUUGCACGAUUUAAAGAGAUCGUUUUUUUUUUAUUAUUGGGGGAGAAAUUUUGCAAAGCUAUUUUCUUGGUUAAAAUGCAAUGGAUUGGAGAUGCUGAUGAGCUAAUACACCGAAUAAUUAGCAGACAACUUAUUUUAUUGUGGUGUUCAUGUUUGGGGCAACAUUUGUCAUACACUCGUAUGUUUCGCAGGCUCAACACAGUUGCCUGCCAUUCCCGUCAUAUGAUUUUUUUUUCAUUUUUUUUUUUCAUGUGAUUCUUGAUAAGGCAUGUAGAAACUGGAUGGAGUGUAGUACUUGCAAAUUGUCUUCAUGGGUUAACAAGCUUGUUAGAUAUUCAGAAACCAGUAAAGCACAUAAGGUUUGAGGUUAUUGCUUUGUUAUACUGGUGUUCAUCUGUCUGCCUCCCAGAGUUGUUAACAAAUAGAUUUGUAUGAUCUGGUCAGGCCACAUACUUACCAAACACAAGAGGAGGAAUGGCCAAAUAUAAAAUACAAAAUUAUAAUCCCUUAGCACAAACUAUUAUAAAAUGGCUGCUAGAACGGAUGUAUCAAUAGUUCUUUUUAGGUCUUUCAGUAUGGCAGAAUGUAGUCUAUGGCAACAUCAGAUAAUGCCUAUUGGACACGUUUACAACAGAGUAAGCUUCAAUGUCUGUGGAAUGGUCAAAAGUAUAAGUAAUGUUGACUGUUAGGCUAUUUAACUAUAUUUUCAGUUCAAAGCUAGCCUCGUGCUCAUAUAUAGGUAACUGAAUAUUCAGCUAAGAAUUUCUAUCCUAUGCACAAUUUUGUAUUUGUUAUACAAUUUGUUAAAGAGCAGACAUGUAUGUGUACAUUAAAAGCAUUUCAAAGAAA